Molecule: messenger RNA, 480 nt
Organism: Necator americanus (New World hookworm)
Lineage: Eukaryota; Metazoa; Nematoda; Chromadorea; Rhabditida; Ancylostomatidae
Exons: 3
Coding region: 1-480 (159 amino acids)
Source: RefSeq, a predicted model, not a curated record
AUGGAGUUUCUCGAGGAUACUCGUACAAAACCUGUCCGCACAACUGGUAUCACAGAAUUCGGAACUUCCGCUUUUCCAGAUAGCAUUUUGCUCGAUCCCAGAGUGUCAGCGGCCAAAAUGACAGAACAAGCAUUUGCUACCAAAGUCUCAAUGUUUCCCUGGGGAUUAAAUCUAUUAGUUGAUCAGCUCUGGAAAUGUGCUAGAGAACAGGACCUUUCUGCAAGAUACGGAACCUUAGCACACUGGCAAAGUCCACCCCGAAUAUGCCUUGCACCUAGAGAGCGUGGAGUCUCUGGAAACAACUUUCCGUUUCGUCAUGCUGAAACAUUGGGCAUUGUCGAUCUGAGGUACUACGGUCACUCGGUGUCGACAGGCAGUUCAAAGGAGAGGCCAAGUCUCGCAAGAUAUGAAGUACUGAAGAAUGGACGUAUUCUGUGCGAUCUCUUAUCGAAGAUCGAGACGUUUUGGGCCGAACUGUAA